Messenger RNA from Frankliniella occidentalis (western flower thrips), 2043 nucleotides. Its product is annotated as protein Wnt-6-like. Gene Ontology annotation, biological process: multicellular organism development; canonical Wnt signaling pathway; neuron differentiation. The transcript has 6 exons. Lineage: Eukaryota; Metazoa; Arthropoda; Insecta; Thysanoptera; Thripidae. Gene Ontology annotation, cellular component: extracellular region. Gene Ontology annotation, molecular function: cytokine activity; frizzled binding. The record is from RefSeq and is a predicted model, not a curated record. Bases 688 to 1932 code for a protein of 414 amino acids.
GUUGGAACCAAAAGUUUAGUUCCUGUAACCGAUGGUGCCCAUCACUGACCCGACGGAUCGAGCAAUGGUUGAUGGCUGCAAUGAAACAUUUCUCUCGGUGAAUGGCAUUGAAAUGAAGUCAAUGUCAAUAGCCCACAGGGGACCCCUUGUGUCAAACGCACUAUUUGAGCGUGUUGUCCCAUCGUACGUCCUGGAAUGAGGUUACACAAGCUGGUGGGUCCUCCCCGGGCCGACAGUAGCGCUGCGGAGGACGGUGGUCGCGGGUGGAACGAGCCUCGGCGUGCGAAACCUUCGCUAAUCCAACAGGCGGUCGCCGAGCGAGCAGGGCCGGGCCGGGCCGAGCCGACGAGAGCCGAGGAGCCGUGCCGAGCGGUCAGCGUGCGGCCGGGCGGCAGCUGAGCCCAGGGGGCCCGCCGUAGGCAGCCAGCCGUAGGCCCGCCGGGCUCACUCCGCGAGCCCCCGCACCAAGGUUCGCCUUCGACGACGCCCGCCCCGCCCGCGCCGGCAGAGGACUCCCUCGGCGCCCUGGUGCCCACGCAGGCCCCGCCCCACCCCGCGGGAAGGCGCCCCCUUCACUCGCCCUCCUCCCGCGCGCUCGCGGACCACUUCCAGAGCUGAGCCGAAGUUGGCCCUUGCGGGCCAUGGACGAAGGCGGGGGUGCGCUCCAGGAGUUGCCCUGAGGACCUCAUGACCCCCUGCCGUGACCCGCGGUGCGCGCCGCGCCGCGCCUUCGCCACCCUCCUCGUCGGCAACCUGUGCCUGUUGAUGUCGACCAUGCCCUCCGCGUCCGCCUAUUGGUCGGCUCCACGGCCGGCCGUGUCUCCGCCCGCGGCUCCCGCGCUGCCCGCCAGCCUCGGCGCCAGCCUCCACGACGGGCUGGUGCCGGACCCCACGGCGGCGUGCCGACGCCCGCUGGUGCGCCUGCUCGCGCUGUGCCGCCGUCAGCCCGCGCUGCUGCAGAAGGUGUCGCGGGGCGUGGUGCUGGCCACCGCCGAGUGCCAGCACCAGUUCGCCGGCCGGCGAUGGAACUGCACCGCGGCGCGCCGCUCCCUCGGCAAGAUCCUCCAGCGAGACUACCGGGAGACGGGGUUCGUGUCCGCCCUGAUGGCCGCCGGGGUGACCUACGCUGUGACCCGGGCCUGCUCCACCGGCGAGCUGGUGCAGUGCGGCUGCGACAGGCACGUCGGGAUAGGCGACCGCCACCAUGCUGCUGGUCACGGCCGGUCCUUAGCCCGCCCGGGCAGACGACGGCGACCUCAACCGAGCCGCAUCGUUGACGCCGGCCCUGAACUUGGCACGGGCCCGGCGGCCCCGGACACCCUGAACGGCGACUGGGUGUGGGGCGGCUGCGGCGACAACGUGCAGUUCGGGGCGCGCAAAUCCCGCGCCUUUCUGGACGCGCCGGACCGCCGCCGCCGCUCCGGGCACCACGGCCUGGCCAGGCUGCACAACCACGGCGCCGGGAGGCUGGCCGUGAAGCAGCUCAUGCGGCGGGCGUGCAAGUGCCACGGGCUGUCGGGCUCCUGCUCGCUGCGCACCUGCUGGUGGCGGCUGCCCGCCUUCCGCGAGGUGGGCGACCGCCUCAAGGACCGCUUCGACGCGGCCGUCCGCGUCGUGCCGACCAACGACGGCCGCUCCUUCGCCCCUGAGUCGGCGGCCGUGUCGUCGCCGCGGCGCCAGGACCUCGUCUACACCGAGGAGUCGCCCGACUUCUGCCGCCGCGACCUGCGCGUCGGCUCGCUCGGCACGCAGGGCCGGCUGUGCAACGCGAGCGCGGCCGGCACCGAGGGCUGCGCGCUGCUCUGCUGCGGCCGCGGCCACGCCACGCGCGUCCUGCGCACGGCCACCAGCUGCGGCUGCAGGUUCGUGUGGUGCUGCGAGGUCAAGUGCAGCUCGUGCGAGGAGCGCCGCACCGUGCACUCGUGCCGCUGAACUGAGAGCUCAUCAAAGGAUUCUGUUUGUAAAAUUGAAAAUUUUCCAGCUGGACUGGUGUUAACGCGCUGACCUUUGUCGUUAAUAAUUAAAUUAAAAUAUGAAACAACA